This is a messenger RNA of Onychostoma macrolepis, 2153 nucleotides long. It is a transcript of the gene scp2b, whose product is annotated as sterol carrier protein 2b. The transcript has 5 exons. NCBI's taxonomy places the organism in Eukaryota, Metazoa, Chordata, Actinopteri, Cypriniformes, Cyprinidae. The coding region runs from base 136 to 564 and encodes 142 amino acids. The record is from RefSeq and is a predicted model, not a curated record. Gene Ontology annotation, cellular component: cytosol.
CAGUGUGUGAUUAUUCAGGUCUGCCUCAUGGCCACAGAACCCGGAAGUAGCGUUCAGAUACAAAUGUAUCGCUGAUUGUCCGAGUGCCAGCGGCCUUGCGUUCACCCGUCUGUCUGCAGUUCAUAUUCAGCAACAAUGCGAGUCCCACAGGUGUCAAGCUCUCCACGCAUCCAGGCGGUGUUGACCAGCUCAUCCUCGGGUCUAGAGGGCUUCAAAGCUCACACCAUCUUCCAGGAGAUCAGUAAAAAGCUGCAUGAGGACGGAGAGCAGUUUGUGAAGAAGAUCGGAGGUGUGUUUGCCUUCAAGGUGAAGGACGGGCCGGGAGGAAAGGAAGCCAUCUGGAUCGUUGAUGUUAAGAACGGAAAAGGCUCCGUUCACAACGAUGCCGAAAAGAAAGCAGACUGCACCAUAGCGAUGGCCGACUCAGACCUGCUGGACCUCAUGACUGGAAAGAUGAAUCCACAGACCGCGUUCUUCCAGGGCAAACUGAAGAUCACCGGAAACAUGGGCAUGGCAAUGAAGCUUCAAAACCUGCAGCUGCAGCCGGGAAAAGCCAAGCUGUGAAAGGCGGAGCCUCAAAGAAGGUGGGGUCUCGAGUAGCCCCUCCCACUGAGUUCACUCUGUUAGAGUAGCUGCAGGAGUCAGACCAAAAGAGUUUCUGCGCUGUAGUUUGAGCCUCUUUCUAACAAGGUAAAGUGAUAGUUCACCCAAAAAUAAACAUUUACUCAGUUUUCCAAUACUUUUCCAUAAUGUAAACCAUUCGACUAUGCUUAGUCUUUUUCUGAAGAUAAACUUCAAAUGUUACGAGCAUGGAUUUGUGAGUGAAUAACGCCAGAAAUCUAAUUUUUGGGUGAAUUAUCUAAUUAUUUAAAUGAAUCACAGGAGUCUGAUAGACGGUUACAAAAAUACUAUAUUAACAAUGCUCUUUAUUUUUAUUUUAUUUUUUUUUCCUUCGAUUGGCACCAAUAACUGUUUAAAUUGUAUGUGUGUGGAUUGAUUGUUUGCUCUGAAGGGGUUUAUUGGAAGUGAACCCUGGUAAAGUGCCUGCGAACUAUAAACUUACACACUGGGAUUUAAUGUACGGACGUGUUGUUAAAAUGUGCGACAGCAUUGCGAUUCAUUCUCUUUCGUCUUUAUAGUUAUUCUAGGUUAUUAGGAGCAGGUUUACAGUGCUGCUCUGAUAAAACAAACACCAAUUAAUAAAAAUAUAUCCAUCAGAACAGUGUAUGGAUAUAUUUGACAGUAUCUCACAGGUAUAAUUGUAGCAUCACGUCAAUGUUUUUUUUUGAGUGUUUCCCCAUCAGAUGCUAAAAUACUUUUGUACUAAAUAAACCUAAUCUUUCUCAUUAAAAUAGGAAGUGUCUGUUUUUAAUUUAUCAAUUGAUUAUCAUGAACAAAACGUGUAUGAAUCAAAUUUAUUUUCCUCAAUCCAAAACCAUUGGGUGGGGGGGGGGGAGAAAAAAACUAGAUUUUUGUAGAGGGAAGCAGGGCCUACAAAAGAGGAUUUUCCCUGAAAUAAGACUAAUUGAAGUCAAUUUGCAUACAGGUCUGUUAAAGAACUAAUGUGUAGGCCAAGGCUUUAGCAUGAAAACAACUCGUACAUAAACCAUCACUUUCCUUUUUUCUUUUUUCGGAGUAUUCACGUUGAAGCUCGUUUGCCUAUGUGUCGUUUUCUUGCUCUUGUUGUGAGAUGAACCGGUGUAAGUGUGCGUUCCAGCGCUCAUGGAAAGCUCAGACGUUUCCACCCAAAGCUACUGGCCGAUGUCCAGCCUGCCACGCUUUUGUUUUUCCUUUGAAAACUUCAGCUGAGACACUAAAUCCCUGAAAUUGUUAACUAGCUCUGACCUACAUUCCACAGCUCGACUCUCUCUCUGUCCUUCAUUUGAAACCUUCAUUUCUUCAAUAAUAUAUGCACUAUUAAUUACAGUUCUGAAUGCUGAUUAUCGUAUCAUAUUAUAUUAGUCAUAUUAUCAUGAAAUUAUAUCAUAUAAUAUUAUUGUAGCUGUAUUGUUUAGUGUGUGUGUGUAUUUGUAUAUUUCAGUUAAAGUUUUAUUUCAAGUAACAAAAAUGUUUGGAAAUAUUGAUGAUAUUAUGUCAAAAUUAAUAAUUAUAAAAUUUCUGCUAUUUAAUGAAUAAAUUAUGCAGAUUUUUUA